GUAAAUCUUGCCCAGCGAUAUUCCGUCAGUCGGUUUGCGUUCGUUGUGCCAACCGGACGUUGCUCGUUGCUGCUGUUGCUGGUGCUUUACGUGGACGCUACAAGAAACUGAAAGUGCUUGCUGAACUUUUUUGUAUCGCCUGGUACUUUCGUUCGGGUCGUUCAGUGACGAUUUGUCUACUCGGUACACGGGACUGUUACGAAUUUUGAAAGAAAACUGAGACGCAUUUUAUUUUUUGGAAACAUGAGCGAGGGCACUGAAUCUGAUUUGCACAAAUUCGUCGUCAACACCGACAGAAGUGGGGAUCUCUAUGUAUACGUGGAGGGCGACAUCGCGCAACAGCAAAAGCGCGCAGUUUUUUUAACUGUUCAUGAUUUGGGAUGCAAUCACACUUCGUUUCACGAUUUCGUCAAUCAUCCCUGCAUGUCAGAGAUUAAAGAACGAUCCGUGUUCAUUCAUAUCGACGUCCCGGGUCACGCUGAUAACGCGCCUAAUUUGUACGAUGGAUUUCAGUUUCCGUCGCUGCAAACUCUUGGCGAGGAUCUCGUUACCGUACUGGAUUUUUUGCACGUGAAAUACGUCGUCGGACUUGGCGAAGGGGCAGGUGCGAAUGUACUGGCGAGAUUUGCUCUGGCGCAUCCCUCGAGGGUCCUGGGAUUAAUUUUGAUUAAUAUCACCGGAAGUGCAGCUUCUGUGCUUGACAAUUUUAAGAACAAGUUUUUGAGUUGGAGAGGCAAAGAAGAGGUGAGCCAAUCGGCCGAAGAAUUUUUGGUAUACCAUAAAUUUGGAAAUAUGGUUAACGAGCAACUGGUUAAUGAAACGAAUGCAGACAAGGAUAAAGUGAUAGAAGAAUUUUUGAAAAGACUUCGCGGAACUUUGAAUCCCCGAAAUUUGAAAUUAUACGUCAACUCCUUCCUCACGCGGAAGGACAUCUCUCUGAAAAAUUGCAAAACUGAUAUACUACUGAUAACAGGUAUGCUCAGCCCGUACGCAUCCGUGGUCGAAAAAUUGUAUCGUGAGUUGGACAAAGAGAAAGCGACGCUGCUUCGCAUCGAGCGAGCCGGAGACGUACUUGUGGAUGCGCCGGCUAAAGUCGCUCAGAGUAUUUUACUCUUCUGCAAGGGUCUGGGUCUCCUGACGUCGAUCACGAUGCCAGGCGUCGAAAGGCAAAGGACUUUCAGCGGAGAAUCCUUCGACAGCCAGGGACAUCCACGAAGAUUAUCACGCGGAAUGUCCAUGGAGGAAUACGAUAAGCCGAAUAUCCGUAGAUUGUCCUUAACAAAGCCGGAGCAACAGCCACCGAUUAAUUAACCGAUCAAACAUUUGAAACGGAUCGAUAAAGAUUUGGAGGAUCGGCUUUUACCUCCUGAUAUUGAUAUUGCUCUGUACUACCCGGUAUUAUUUUCCAAUAAGAUAUUUUCGGCGUGGUUCUUCCAGCGAUGCGCAACAAGCCAAAGACUGUUUCAGUAUUUUUUUUUUUUUCGACACGUUGACCCAUGUUUAGACUCUUAUAACAAAUUAAAUUCUUUCCCUUAAUUAGUAAAUAUUUAAUUUGUACAAAAUAGAAAUUGUACGUUAAUCGUAUGUCAAUCGGAAAAUCCCAAUUGGAGUAAAUAAUUUGAUUUCCAAUCGAUGACAUGGCCAUCCCACUUAACGAUAGUGCAAUAGAAUAGUAUAUAAUUUAUAUGAUAAGGUAUAUCGUAAAUAUAUUGAGAAUUGCUUGUAUAAUGAGAUUAAUUGUAGAUCACUUUUUUUUAUUUAGAAAUCAUUUAUGAUCUAUGUUCUAUCUAGUGUUACGUGUCAUGAUGUACAUCAGUCAUCAAUGUCAUGAAUAUCUAAUGAAAAAUUUUACUUGCA
Cephus cinctus (wheat stem sawfly) is the source of this 1857-nucleotide messenger RNA. RefSeq lists its product as uncharacterized. Bases 244 to 1311 code for a protein of 355 amino acids. Gene Ontology annotation, cellular component: cytoplasm. The record is from RefSeq and is a predicted model, not a curated record. NCBI's taxonomy places the organism in Eukaryota, Metazoa, Arthropoda, Insecta, Hymenoptera, Cephidae. Gene Ontology annotation, biological process: signal transduction. The transcript has 10 exons.